Drosophila subobscura is the source of this 1734-nucleotide messenger RNA. RefSeq names its product CWF19-like protein 1 homolog. Gene Ontology annotation, biological process: mRNA splicing, via spliceosome. The transcript is spliced from 8 exons. Gene Ontology annotation, molecular function: RNA lariat debranching enzyme activator activity. Lineage: Eukaryota; Metazoa; Arthropoda; Insecta; Diptera; Drosophilidae. The record is from RefSeq and is a predicted model, not a curated record. Gene Ontology annotation, cellular component: post-mRNA release spliceosomal complex. Bases 39 to 1601 code for a protein of 520 amino acids.
UUUUGGUAUUUUUUAAGGUCAUGCUGUAGAACUAACCAAUGGACGCGGGCACCAAAAUUUUAGUUGUGGGCGACGUGCGGGGACGUUUCAAGCAGUUAUUCCAGCGCGUGGAACAGGUCAACAAAAAGGCGGGACCCUUUGAGAUACUCUGUUGCGUCGGAGACUUUUUUGGCGACGAUAAACAGAACGAGGAGCUGAUUGCUUACAAAAAUGGGUUCAAGCAUAUCACAGUGCCCACUUACAUACUCGGCCCGAACCAGAAGGAGCAUGGAAAGCAUUUUGAGAAUCUGUCGGAUGGUGAAAUCUGCACAAACCUCACGUACCUCGGCAAACGAGGGGUGUACACGCUUACCAGUGGCGUUAAAAUAGCCUAUCUAAGUGGUGUGGAGUCAGCUGGUGCUGCGGAUUUAGCUAAAUCUAACCACGAGUUCACUAAAUCGGACGUAUUUGCUGUCAGAAAUUCGUGUCUGGUGUCGAAGAACUGCUCCACCGAGUAUAGAGGAGUGGACGUGCUUCUCACUUCGCAAUGGCCAUAUGGGAUGCAGGAGACUGAAAAUGCAACAGCAUCCAAAUUGAUAUCGUUCCUCUGUCGGGAGGUCAAGCCACGCUAUCAUUUUUGCGCCAUCAACGGCACCUACUUUGAGUGUCCGCCCUUUCGUAUGCCUAAGGACGAGACCACACAGUUUGAGCUCUGUACCCGAUUUAUAUCUUUGGCUGAUGUUGGAAACGCUGAAAAGGCAAAAUAUAUAUACGCGCUCACCCUGAAACCGGUCGAUAAGUCUCGAUUGCUCGAUCUGGUUCAGAAGACAACCAAUGAAAUUCCAUGCCCCUUUGCUGGCCUUGAUUUGGCCGGAGCCGUCGACAAGAAUGACACAUCGGAAAACCGCCAGUAUUUUUAUGAUAUGGAAACCAAGAAAUCAAAAGGACAACGCGGCUAUGGAAAGAAACGGCGUAUGCAGGAACUGGACCAGGAGAAAUGCUGGUUCUGCUUAUCAUCGCCCGAUGUGGAAAAGCAUCUCAUUAUUACUGUCGGGGAACGUUUCUAUCUGGCUCUGGCCAAGGGUCCGAUUAACAGACACCAUGUAAUGAUAUUGUCCACAAAGCAUCUACCCUGCGCAGCCCAACUGAGCACUGAGGAUUGGGAGGAGCUGGAUAAAUUUAAAAACGCCCUGCGCAAGUACUUCAAAACCAUCGGUCAAGUAGUUUGCUUCACCGAGCGCCAUUACAAGUCGUUCCACCUACAGAUCAAUGUUCUCGGCAUUGAGGAAGGUUAUGCAUGGAAGAUAAAGCAUAGCUUUGAGGACAAAGCUGAGGAAUUCAAUCUUCAAUUUGAAACACUGCCGCCCCUAGAUUCUCCGAAAAUGCUACCAGAGAUUGGACCCUAUUUUCUGACCGAACUUCCUGACGACAGCACUCUAAUUACGCGCCAGAUGAAUCAUUUCCCCCUGCAUUUCGCUAGGGACGUUUUCUGUUCCGAGAAUCUUCUUAACUGUGACGAAAAAGUCAACUGGAAGGAAUGCCUUCUCGAUAAAGACGAAGAGACGACUUAUGUGUCAGAUUUCCGCAAGGGGUUUGCCCCAUUUGACUUCACAAUAACCUAAAUGUGUAUAUUACAAAAAAGUAGGUAUAAGAAAGUUAUAAUUUCGGUUGUAGUCGCUUAAACCUUUUAGACGCAUCCCUUGUGUAAAUUCUAAAGCUAUAAUUUAAGUAUAAACAUUCUCGUCUCAAAAUUGA